Messenger RNA from Dufourea novaeangliae, 1687 nucleotides. RefSeq names its product E3 ubiquitin-protein ligase TRAIP (gene nopo). Lineage: Eukaryota; Metazoa; Arthropoda; Insecta; Hymenoptera; Halictidae. The coding region runs from base 54 to 1271 and encodes 405 amino acids. The record is from RefSeq and is a predicted model, not a curated record. The transcript is spliced from 7 exons. Gene Ontology annotation, molecular function: zinc ion binding.
UAAUAUUAUUAAAAUUUGAUUUGUGUUAUUAUUAUUGUCUGGUUUUACAGAAAAUGAAUAUUGUUUGUAUAAUAUGCAGUGACUUGUUAACACCAUCUGAUGAUGUAUUUUAUACUCCUUGUGGACAUAUUUUUCAUUUUGUUUGUUUAACUCGAUGGUUGGACAGAUCGAAAUCUUGCCCGCAAUGUAGAGAAAAAACCACGGCAAUUAAAAUCCAUCGGAUAUAUUUUAAUUUCUCUAAUAACGAGGCUAUCACAGAGGAUACAUGCUCUUUGCAGGAGAAAGUUGAUAAGCUAAGUCUGCAGCUUGCUUGUAAAGAGAAAAGUGCCAAAGACUUUUCAGAAAAAUGUCAAGCACUAGAAAAAGAAGCUAUGUGUCUACGAAAAGACCUAAUGAUAAUAGAAACUGAAAAAAAUACUGCUAUUCGUGCACUUAAACAGCAACUUCAAUACUUUAAGGAACAAGCUUCAGAAACAAGCAGCAUGAAGCAAGAAAAUGAACAGUUGAAGAAAAGAAUAGAAGACUGCAAAAAUAUAGAGACUUUACUCCAUGCUACCUCAGAAGAUGUUGAUGAGAUGCUUUCAAGAUCAUGUGAUCUUAAUACACUUGUUACAUAUAUAUCUGUAAUGAAAAGAGAAAUGACAGUUAGUAUGAAUAAACGCAGAGAGUUAAGGUCUAAAGUGAAGAGCCUGCAACAAGAACUUAUAAAAGUAUCCACGGAAAGGAACUUUUUAUCUCAAGAGCACACAAAGAGAAAGAAACUGGAAGAAGAUUUAAUGGUGUGUGAAAGUGAAAAUAUGUUUUUACAAACUAAACUGAGUGAAUUAAAAAAUAAUACAUUAUUAGCGCAACAAUCAAGUACAUUGAAUUCUCAACUAGACAAUUUAAAUUGUAAUCCAAGAAACAUUUGUAAACCACGCAAAACUGCAGAGACAGUAAACAAUGAAAAUAUUGAGAAAGAAAAUACUGACGAGGACGAGAAAAAUCCACCUGUUGUCAAAAAAAAUAAUCAAAACAAAAAUAAUUCUCCAUAUCUUCCGGUAAAAUCAGGGGGUGUAUUUGUCUUAAAACAAUUACCUAGUAAUAAACGCAGUAAUAUGGAUUCGACUUCAUCAAUUCUCGUUAAAAAGCCAAGAAUUGGGCAACCCCGUGUAAAAAUGGAACAUUCAGUUACAUAUGAUGGAUUUGGAGGACAUUCAAAGUACGAACAUUUUCCCAGUUCUUCUGGUUCAAAAAUGAAGAAAUUGUCAAGACAAUUGAAACUUGAGUGAAAAAUAGGAUGGAGUGAGGUUUUUUGAGUAAACAACAGUUAAAAAUUGAACUUUAUUGUUAGAUUUUUAAUUGGCAAAGGGAACUGUUAUAAUGGAGAAAACACUUACAGUUUAUUCAACUUGAAACAUGUAAUAAGGUUUUAAUAUACUUGUACAUUACUUAUUUAACUUUAACGAACAUCGUUCCCACGUGGAGAAAACGGGAAAACAAGUACUUCAUAGGUGGCGCUUGGCCCCACGAGUAAAACUCAAGGAUUGCCGCAUAGUGGUCGCAUGUAUAUGGAAAAGUGGAAAAAAUCUAUAACUUCCGCAUUUGUCGAUAUAUAUGAAUAAUUUCUUUUUUAUAUUAGUUCUGUGGUGAUAAAAGUCUAUUUAUUUAUAAAAAAUAAAAAAAAGAACUGAAAUUACCUCUUUCU